Molecule: messenger RNA, 1085 nt
Organism: Quercus lobata
Lineage: Eukaryota; Viridiplantae; Streptophyta; Magnoliopsida; Fagales; Fagaceae
Exons: 3
Coding region: 1-687 (228 amino acids)
Source: RefSeq, a predicted model, not a curated record
AUGCAUACUGACCUUACAUUUACACUAGAGCUUGUGGAGGAGCUAGGCCGACUUAAAUUGGCGAAUGCGCUUGCAAAAGCAGUUGACAUUGAUACACAGGCCCCAGUUCGUGGCGGGCAACGUGGUGGGUCUCGUGGGGGUGGACAUCGUGGAGGUGGUCAAGCUGGUCGUAGCCGUACGACCGAGUCGGCUCCCAUCUACGAGGAAGGGAAUGAGGAGGGUGUAGAAGAGGCAUGGCUUGGCACUGAUUGGGUACUGUCUGAUGACGACGGCAGGACACCGCGAUGCACGCCUGGCGAUGGUGCUGGGCCAUCCCAUAGCGUCGAUCAUCAGGGCACUGUUCCAGCCCACACUACAUCCCAUGGUGCUAGCACGGACUUUGAGGGCCCUCCUCGUAUGUCGCCCCCAGUUUUCAGUGGAUCUGCCCAUGAUGGUGGAUGCAUAUUUGUCCCCACACCAGGCAUGCCCACCCCACCUCUAGUGCAUGUGGACCCCACCAUGUCAGCUCCAUCUCAAACCCCCCAUGGAGAGGCUGUACAGAUUGAGCAGAUACCGGCUGAGGACAUUGAGCCCGUGGAGGCUUUGCGGAGAUCGCGACGCCCGCGUGCGCAUGCUCCCGAUUGCGGGACCGGUGAUGGUAAGAUUAGACCUGUCAGGGCAUAUGGGCGGAAACGAAAAGAUCAUUAAAUGCCUUAGUGUAUGCUUAUACUUCCUGCCUAUAGGCCAUUGAGCUGGAUUGUCCUUGUGUGCUUAUUCUUCAUGUGUAUAGGUGACUGGAAUAAGCAUGCAAAAUGUUCUACUAAUUGGGGAGAAUCUUGGUGGCUGUGCAUCUAUUUCUGGAUCAUUGCUUGGGGAGAAUACUGGCUGUCAAUGUGUUUGUUGUCAAGAAAUUGAUAUUUUGGAGAAAACCCAUAAGGCGUAUUGUAUUUAUUGAUGUAUUAGGAAGUUUUUCUGCACUUGGAGUUUUGAUUGCAAUUUGACAAAUAUCUGGAUUGGUAUUCAUUUGAAGCCAAACUUUCUUGUGUUUUUGUAUGUUGUUAGCUACAGUAAAGUGGGUUGUAAGAGAGUAAUUUGUUUUUUUAUUU